GAAGUGAAAAUGAACGUGAAAUUUGUAUCGCAAAAAAUCAGCAAAAUUCGCUGGAAGCCGGUUCUAGAACAGGGUUUACAUACCUCUGACACGUUUGCCACUGGUAGCUGGGACUGUGAGCCAGCUUCAAACCAUGUCAGUAUCUGGGUGUUGGAUACAGAAGACAAGAGAAUUGAUGCACACGGAGAUGGUGUUCCAGACAAUGACCCUCGGCUAGUGUGUAACGCCCUCCAUGAUGGAGAUGUCAUGGAUCUUCAGUAUAUGACUCAGGAUGUGUUGGUUAGUGCAGGAUCAACCGGGAAUGUAACAGUGUACAAACACAACAGUAACACACAUACUUUAGCCACACAGCAGACAUGGCAGAGAGCCCAUCACCACAUUAGCGGCUACGCCCCAGCCACAAGUGUAGCGACACGAGAUUCAGACUUGGUGGUCUCCGGUGGUGAAGAUGGAAGAAUCAAUGUGCUCAAAGUUGGACAAAAACAACCAGAAAGAAUCAUUGAUAAAGCAGACAGCUCGACUAUAAAUGCCCUCACAUUCCUGAAACAUUUUGAAGUGAUUGCCAUCAACUCAAUCGGACAGUUAAAAGUCUGGGAUCUAAGAACAGACGGCAAUGAACCAGCAAGGAUAUUCAAGCUCACUGGUGAUAAAAUGAUCCCACUGCACUGUGUGGACAAACACCCUACCCAGCCCCACAUUGUAGCCACAGGAGGCCAGGAUGGUAAUCUCUGCACUUGGGACAUGAGGCAGGAGAAAUGCCCAGUGACCCUGAUGGAGGGACACUCAUCAGACAUGUGGGAGGUGCGGUUCCAUCGUUCAAACCCAAAUCACCUGUUUACAUGCUCUGAAGACGGCACUGUAUGGCAUUGGGAUUGUAGUGGAGUGACGUCAUCCAUGCCUAUCACAACCGGGGUGGGACUAGGAGGGACUGUACCUCACUCUGCCCCUCGGCCGGCCGUGUCAGCUGGGAAUCCAUGGACAACGAACGAAUCAACCAAACAUCGCAUGGAGAUCAAUGACAUUCUCCCAGGCGAUAACAACAUGCCAAUUAAUACGCUGGAUAUCAAUGGAAACACUUUGAUAUGUGGAAGUGAUAACGAAGCCAUCUUCAUCAUUCCAGGAUUGGCCUUACGGUAGCUGCACUUUGGAAUAUAAAUGUCUUAUGACCUAUAGACUGGUUGAAAAACAUUUCACUCGUGACUUAAGGACAGCAGCAUGCUAGUUCAAUGAGAGCUGAAAUAGAAGACACCGGCUGACUCUUGUACUUUCUUGUUGGAUUAUCUUUAGGGAAAACUGAGAUAAUGGUCCAGUCAUGUAAUGGUGCUUUAUCUCAGUCCUGCAAAGCGAAGCACUCUCACUGCCGUUGUAAUGUUACUGAUUGUUUCAUGACAAUCAAAAAAGUAACUUCAUUUUGAUACGAUAUUUCAUAAUAAAAUUCAUAAAGAAGAUCAGGUUGUUAGAGUUG
Messenger RNA from Lineus longissimus, 1465 nucleotides. Its product is annotated as nucleoporin Nup43-like. Gene Ontology annotation, molecular function: protein binding. NCBI's taxonomy places the organism in Eukaryota, Metazoa, Nemertea, Pilidiophora, Heteronemertea, Lineidae. Gene Ontology annotation, cellular component: nuclear pore outer ring. Bases 10 to 1137 code for a protein of 375 amino acids. The record is from RefSeq and is a predicted model, not a curated record. The transcript has 8 exons.